AUGCGCUUGGUGCAGCUAUUGGGUCUGCCUAUUGCAGCUCUGGCGGCGGUUGUGCCUGUUCAUGAACCGAAGGACAGUCUUGGUGACCAACACGCCAUCUCUCACGAGGACCAAUUCUUUCACACCUCCAAGUUUGAGUCACAUGCAUCAAAUCAUGAUUCGACUCACGGCUACGAUUCACGAUAUAUGACGAAACCACUCAACGAACUUGCCCGCCGCGAUGUCGCUCGCGCCCUAGUCCAGUCGUAUCUCACUACAUGUCGAGAACUCCAUGUGAAAACAUGGCUUAUGGGUGGAAGUUUGCUAGGAUGGUGGUGGGGGAAAAAGAUGAUGGCAUGGGAUUAUAGCAGCAACGUUCAGAUUACCGAGUCCGACCUUCAUUUCUUGGCUGCCUAUCACAACGGAACCAUUCACUUCCACAAACUGAACAGCAUGCAAAAGGGAAAGAAAUAUCUACUCGAGAUAAGCCCGGAUUACAUGAAUAGAGAGCAGGGAGGCGCUAGAGACGCCGUUGACGGUCGCUGGAUCGACUUGGGAACAGGACUGUACCUGAACCUGACGGCUGUACGAUAUAACCCAGAUCACGAACGCGGUGAGGGAAUGUUAUACUCGAAGAAUGGCCAGGAAUUUCACGACACUCUGUUAUAUCCAUUACGAGAUACGACCUUCGAAGGCGUACCUGCAAAGAUUCCAUUUCGGUAUAAGGAAGUUCUAGCGGGAAAAUAUGGGGACGGUGCAUUGAAGAAUACAUAUUAUAAAGGACACAAGUUUGAUGUGGCCGAGAUGCAAUGGGUGCUGCAAGUGUGA
Molecule: messenger RNA, 807 nt
Organism: Pochonia chlamydosporia 170
Lineage: Eukaryota; Fungi; Ascomycota; Sordariomycetes; Hypocreales; Clavicipitaceae
Product: mannosylphosphorylation protein (Mnn4)
Exons: 6
Coding region: 1-807 (268 amino acids)
Source: RefSeq, a predicted model, not a curated record